This is a messenger RNA of Schistocerca gregaria, 9158 nucleotides long. RefSeq lists its product as uncharacterized. The record is from RefSeq and is a predicted model, not a curated record. Bases 195 to 1073 code for a protein of 292 amino acids. Gene Ontology annotation, molecular function: structural constituent of ribosome. Gene Ontology annotation, biological process: translation. Lineage: Eukaryota; Metazoa; Arthropoda; Insecta; Orthoptera; Acrididae. The transcript is spliced from 6 exons. Gene Ontology annotation, cellular component: ribosome.
AUACGUCAACAAAACAUGAACGUGCGAGGGACCAGUAGCACACAGUUGCGAUACUUGGGCUGAGGUGGUUGGUCGCAUUAAAAGCGCGUCCGUCCAGACGAUUUCGUGGACUUAAUAGUUUUAGCAAACGUUCAACAACAGUUCAUGCGGUUUCCUCCGUGCUGGGAACUUUGUCUGGGAGUGACGUUUACGGGAUGGGGCGGUCGCGGGCGCCGGCGGCGGGCGCGCUGCUGCUGCUCCUGCUGCUGCUCAUGAAGACCUCCGCGCUGCGCCCGGAGGCGGCCGGCCAUAUGGGCUGGCGGCUGCCACAGGAGGGGGCGCCGGCCGCCGCGGGCGUCGCAGGGGGCUCCCUGUCCGCCGUCGCCUCUGAUCCGGAAAGAGUGGCGCGCCACCUGUCAGGCGUGCCCGACGGCGGCGAGGGCGGCGCGGAGCCGCAUCGCGUGCGUCACGGCAAGGCGCGCCACCACCAGCACCAGCACCAGGGCCGCCCCGCCCCCACCCCCGCCGCCCCCGGCGCGCCGACCGCAGCCGCGGCCGCAGCUGCCGCCACCGCCGCCCCGGUCGCCGCCGCCGCCGCCGCCGCGCCCGACGUCGACACCGGCUCUGACGCGGCCACCACCACCGCCUACAUCCACGAGCCGGGGGAGCAGCGCGCCGUGUCGGGGGCGUGCUACGGCGGCAGCGAGGUGCUGCUCGUGGUGGCCGCCACCUGCGCCGUCAACCUCACCUUCAUGCUCGCCGUGCUGGCCAUCGUCCUCGCCUGCAACAGGCACUCCAAGCCAGACCCCGACUGGAACGCCGCCAGGGGCAGCCCGCCGCCGGUGGUGGUGAAGGGUGGCGGCGAGCGCGCGGGCGACCGCAGCUGCUCGUACAGCAGCGUGCAGCAGUACGUGGACUCGCUGCCCGUGGAGCUGGAUGCGCCCGGCUCGCUGCUCAGCCUGCACUCGCUGGGCCGCGACCGCGCCGCCUCCGCCGCCCCCUCCGCCCACAGCGGCAGCCCCCGCACCGCCGCCGCCUCUGCCGGGGGGCCCGCCGCCAGCUUCUCCAUGGAGGACCUGCUCUUCCUCGACUGAGCUUCUUCUGCCGUCCGCCGCUGCCGCUGCUGCUGCUGCUGCCGCUCAUCCCUCUCCACUUUGCUUUGCCACCAUAUUCACGCUACCACUGGUUCCCUAUUGUACCAUUUUCCGCUCGUGUGCGAAGUACUUGUUCCCGUUUGCUACGCCUCCUUUUUCUCUUAGCCCACGUAAUUUAGCGUGCACGGAAGAAGAAUAAAUACUAAAAGCGAUUUUUUUCCGGAAAGCUUACAGAAUUUGUUUUCUCGAACAGUAAAUAUAUCUUGAGAAUUCUGCUUUGAGCGAAAGACAUCAUUUGUUUUUCUUUCCAUACCUAUACACAUUUCUGUGGUAUUGCACCGUACUCAGUGAGGAUCUCUGUAUUUUACUUAAGAGAGCGUUUUGUUCACAUCCAGAUAAUUACUCCGCAGUUCACACUUACGUAUUUGGCAGAGGAUGCGUACAAACACUGACCGAAAAGUACAUCCGUCAACUUUACGGUCAACUAAUAUGCUUGGAAAAACUAAAGAAUAACAUACAUCGACAUGUCUCCACCAUUCUGUUCCGUUCUGUUUCUUUUGUUACUGUACUGAAGAAGACAAACAGGAACAAGGCAAUAUUAACAAUAGUCCAUGUGAAAUCUGAAUUAAAACUGGAGCCUUUUCCAGUUCAUAACGGAGUUGGUACAGCAGCCAGUAUGUCUAUUUGAAGAAACAAGCAGUUUUGGUUACAGUGUUAAUUUUUUUAAAUUAUUUCCCAAUGACGAUUUUCACCUUUAUUUAUGCAUCUACAGAUUGGCUGUUAUUUGGUAGCUAUGGGUGGGAUACCACGCAAAAAAUAUCCCAGCAGGUAAAUGUCCAAGCCUUAAAAACACUGCACGACGUCCUUAUAACGGGUUGUGGUGCAGUCUACCGAAAGACGUCAGGCCUACAUUAAAACUUUACAUCACAAAUAUGCCGGAGGUGCAGUUCACAUUUUGGUCGCACACAUCAUAUUUGCUUAAAACCAGUUCACAUCCAGUGUGAUGCGAGCAACCAGAAGAUGCUCUACACCGCCGGUGUUUCUAUAACGUAAAACUUUACUGUAGACCUUGUCGCAUUUUGUUUGCGUUGGAGUAGGCCACAUGCCUUAAUAAGGACACCACGUAGUGUUUUUAAGGCUUGGGGAUUUUCUUGCUGGGGUAUUUCAUGCGCAGUAGCCCACGUACUCAGCGCUACCAAAUGUCAGCCACGCCGGAGAUGAAACACAUCAUUGGGAAAUAAUAAAAAACCCUGCAACUAGGACGGCUUGUUUUUCCAUAAUAAAAAUUGAGGCUUCGAAUGUAAACACAAUCUUUCUCGUCAGCGGAUGACUGUACGCUGGGAGCGCUGUCUUUUUUUUUACAGUGGAGCUGAAGUUUGUGGCUGGUUUUGUGAUGUCGCUUACAGUUCUAACUUCUGUUGGCGGUGACGUAGGCCCGAGGAUGGGAUUUCCAUGCACAAAUACCGAAAAUCAGUAAUGCGGCGCUAAGCUCCUCCUUCCACCACCUAAUCCGUUUGAGGGGCCGACGUAAGAGAUGGUUUUUCAUUGUUCGUACUUUUAAAUCUGAUCUGAUGCUGUGUAAACAGCAACAAGAUUUGACACAAAGAUGCCACCCUGAAAAUCUUCGAUGCCGUAACAAAAUAUACCGUUAAGUAAAAUGAAGGAUGUUGAAAUAUCAUCGAAGGAUGCAGGGGCAUACUUAGCAUCUGAGCCUAGGGAGGAGGGGUGGCAACAACAGUUCGUUUUCGUUUUGUUCUGAACGACAAUAUAGUUUUGAAAUUGCUUGGCAGAUGCCUCUAGCUACACUAACUAUUAGUAUUCAUUAAUUUUUUUUUCUUCGAACAUAGUGAAUUUAUCUGCCCAUGUUGUUUGGUGGGACAGGAUUCGGGUUCGGUUUCAGAAAGCAUUUUUGUAGGGUCAGGGAGAAGGGACAGGUGUCCUUGCUGCUCAUCACUGGGAUCUUUCUUGUAUGAAUGAACAGAGAAAAUCGAGAAAUCAUGUUUUGAUCAAGGCAGAAAUCUCAACAACGGAAAAGAUUUGAGAAUGAAUCCGAUUACUUCGUAGUGUAUCUGGAAAUGCCCUUUAGGCAGUUACUCUUAAGGACUUCUGUAACAGUGACCCCCUGCUGCCCGAGGACUGCAACUCGCAUACCACUCACCUGCAGUGUUUGCUGAGCGAGCACCUCGACAACUACAGCGUACGCUUCCUGCUCUACAUUUGCAAUAGUUGCUGCACGAACACGAAAAAAAAUUCGACUUUCCCACGCAUAUCAAGGCGUUGGCCUUUCCAGCGGUAUUGCCGUCACUACUGCGAUUAAAGAUGGCCGCCUUUCACUUGACAGAUACCACACACCGUCUGUAAGAAGACCCUGGGCGACGUGACAGAGUAACUGAAUCAAUAGAAAUCGAUGUAAACAGACUGAUAUGUAAUGUUUUCCAGUCGCUACCAAUUUCAGCCAGCAAAGAACAGUGUCCACUACGUACAGCAUCUCAUUGAAUAAGAGUUUUUCUUUCCCAGUCACCCAAAUUAUUCAGUCAGCAAGACUCUGCGGGCGCUUCUCCUUUCGCAGACGUAGGUGGCCUAAACACUGUGUCACCUGCUAACCUAACGCUGGCAACUACCAAAAAACAACUAAAAUCGGUCGAUCUGAUUAGCUUUUCAUAGAUGCGGCUACUCCUAUCAGCCACCUCGAAUAGAAUUUCCGUAGAGUAUGCGUAUACUAGCUGCACGUACUCCUGUUGACUCCACCCUACUAGUCUAGAAGUGCCGAACGUGAACACGGACGGAGAAACAUCAUAGAGAACAAUAAAGACUUUCAUUACGCAGUACCUCGUAUCGCAAACAUCAGGCGUUAACUUUUUAGCGUUUGUUUUUUAAUUUCAGUUAAGGACAUUUUUAUUAUAUUAUCAAACUUACAUUAUUAUUACUGUUGACAGGUCAUAGUACAGUGGCAGAGUUAAGUAACUGAAAUAACUACUUUUCUGGUAGUAGUCACAGUUUAUUUUAUUUUCACUUCGCAUUUCAGAAAUUGAAUCCUCUCUCAUCAGGUCGAUUCAUAUGAGUUAAUACGACAUGUUUUUGUUGUGUUUAAAUUCAACCGACGAUAGAUGUUUGGACAUCUGAAGUGCGUAGUGGAAAUAAAUUGUCACUGGUAACUGUAAACCCUUUUCAAUCGCUGUUAAUAACACCAACGUUAAAGCCUAAAAUAUAUGCAUUUAAAAAUACAAAGAUACGUUUGAUAAUAUUUCUUUAUCUUAAGGCCUAAAGCUAGUAACUGACAAGAGCUGGACACACACGUCGGAAGACAGAUCACUGAGGCUGUGUGAAAUGGAACAGCUAUGUCAUGUAGAUAACUAUAUAUUCUUAGUGUCAUGGUGCAGUGCGGAGCUGCUAAAAUUGUCCUAGAAACGAACACAAGAAGGCUCUCUGUAGGCCAACAGUAACAACAACCACCUCCACCGACGACGACGACGACGGCGGUUGUGAUCACAAUUCCCAUCAAAAGAGUUAUUUCGCGAGGAUUUCAUAUUGAUUUCGAUAUUCUGUGCAAAAUCCAGUUAUGUAGAGGAAACUAGGUUACGAUAUGGGAAGAAGGACCUAAAGGUAAUUGUCCCAUUUGUUCUGUAUGUAUGCUAACGAGACAGAGUUUCAGUGUUUGAACAGGGUGAUUCAAAGUUGCAAUCUGAAUACUCAUAGAGCAGUUGAGUCGCGGAUAUGCGCUGUUGUGAACUUGCAUGAAGUAGGAGUUACUAACUUUACAGCUCUGAAGAGCUCUCGGAAGCUACCGAGAGAGAGAGACACGACUACCUUAUUAAUGUAUAUACAAAAGUAUGUAGGUAGAAGACAGCAUUGUUUCGGAUAUAGCGUGGUCUGUAAAUUUUGAAACGUGAUCUUUAUUUCUUUGCGAAGCUUAAGCUGCUCAUACAGAAAAUACGGGCAGGAUUAACGAGCAGGCCCAUUAGUAAGCUAAGAAAUAUAUUAUAUAAAAGCAGUAAUUGCAUCAGUUAACUGUCUCAUGGGUUCUUGGCAGAACAUUUUAUACGUUCUGAAUGAAAAAAAAAAGAAAGAGACUGGUGUAAUAUUCUGCAGUAUUUAUUAUUUUCAAACCAAUUGUUGGCGGUUACAUCAUCGUCAGGUACAAAGAUAAACAUGCGUCUACGAGAAAUUUUUAUGGCAUCAAACAUUUCAUAAUAGUAGUAAACUACAGAAUAUCUCAGUUGGCUCCCAAGAUGUCAGUUGUUAAUUUUUGAUUAAAGCGAGAGGGAUUAUUUCAGUAAAAAUGGGAUGUAAACUAUUUAGGUUAGGUAAGAUAUGCGGCACAUUAAAUGCUGAACCACAUGAUAAAUUACAACAAUUGCUCUAAGAGGAAAAAUAUAGUAACAGUUAGAGACAUGUUCCAACGGGAUGACUGAAUAGGAUAAUCUCGUCCUUAAAACCUCCAGUAUUACAAACAGGUACAGCAUAACAUGUGAGAUUAAACGUGCAAAUGAAGCAACAGCAAUUAUACAAAGUAAAAUACUUUUAACACUGCAAGUGAAACUCUAGCAACUGAAAUGAAGGGAAAAAAUGAGGAAACUGAGUGGAAGGGGUAAAUUAAAAAUCUGAAUGAGAUUGUUUGUAGUAUCUCCAGUUAAAAGUGUCUAGUAACGGAAUUACGUCUGAUAAUUAGUACUAUGCAUCGACAAGAUGACAUAUGUUCGUUAAUUUCCAUUAUUGCAGGUUGUUAAUCUUCCUUUCUUUGUCGAUUUUAUGUAAGACUUCAUGUUAUAGCUUGUAACUGUGGCCUUCUCGAAGCGCGCGGUCUGUAACAGUAGUCUCUUCCUUCCCUAAUUCUCCAUUUUCCAUGGUGUUCCUUCAAGCGUGUGGAUAUUGCCCCACCACACUAGCCUCGAUACAAUUUGCCACGAUUAUCAGUGGUUUUGUAUAUACCAUUCUUUUCCAAAGCCGAAGCGCUCUUUUCACCAUUUGGCAAAAAAAUUUGUGCACAUAAAAUAAUGUUCUGUGGUUCCUGGAUUUAAGCUUUGCGACCAGUUGAAGAGAGGCUGUUCGUAAAUGUGGAAUGAUGCACCAUUUAGUAAGGGUUUGAGGUGUUGGGUCAAGUAGAUAGUACUGAAGAGAAAACACUUCUUGUUUUUGUUUUUUCUGCAUUAUGGAGUUUGCUAAGGCAGGAGUGUAGCCAUUACUUAAUGGUAUUGUUUGUUUGUGUUUAACUCAGUUUGGAAGUUGUCUUCACUCCUAGCGAUGGAUAUUAGGCGAUGUAUCAUUGGAUGAUGGGUAGCAUGUUGGUGGGUCCUGGGUGUUGAGAAUUGAAAGGUAUAUGUCAGUGGUGGUAGUCUUUCUGUAAUUAUUGAAAGUAUGAACGUGAUCAUGUGUGUGUACACAUGAAGUCUGUGUACAAGAGUAUUUGCACCCGAUUGUCUCCACACUGUGGGCGUCUAUGAAAUCACGUGUGGCUGCAGCAAAGUUUAUACAGACGAAAUGGGAAGGACUAUUACAGGACGUAUUAAGGGACACGAGUGCCACACGCAGCUGAAAGAAAGUAUGAAAUCGGCGGUAGCGGGACAUCGCGAGAACUGUGGCCUUGACAUCGAUAACAAUAAAGUACAUGUGCUGGAUAAGGAAACCAAAAUAUAUAGAAGAAAAGUCCUACAAGCAAUUGAACUUUCGAAAAAUACAUGUAUCUUCAAUAGAGAGGACGGCUACAGUCUUCAGACAUCGUGGUUCUCCGCCAUCAGGGAUGUGAAUACGCGGACGCGCCAUGCGAGCAAUAGAAACAACGCCCAGGAAGCCACCUCUGCAGACAAUAAUAUUUUUGAUAAACAUUUCCCCUCUCAUGCUCUACCCAAUGAUAUGGGACCACCAACAGCAACAGGAGUUUUAAACAAUAACUCUUCUUCAGCAUACGGGAAAAAUUCUGUUUUAACCAGUGACGUUGGCCUUCCAAUGGCAGCCACAGAAGUUAUAUCCAACAACCGCCUUUCGGCAUUAGCACGGGAAAACUUCUCUUACUAUCCAAUGACGCUGGCCCGCCGGCGGUAGCCCAACACUUUAACCCAAUAAUCCCACUUCUCCAGCACAGGCGCGAGGAAACUUCGCUUUGUAAGAGGAGAGGACCCUGAUCUCUGACAGUGCUGAAUGUGCUGGGGAAGUAGAUCCCAAGAAAGGUUUAGAAACGCCGAUUGUUUGAAGAAAUAUAAUUCGGCCUAACAACCCAGAAGAUUUUAAAUUCAACGUUAUCUUGUUCGUGUAUCCCCACGAAACGAGUCACCAAAUUGUGCAAUAUGUUGUUCAUUUUCCACUAGAACAAUUGUUGUAAAUUGUCAUUUACUUCAUUAUUAAAUGUCACAUAAUUCAUCCAACCUUAUAUUUUAAAUCGCGUUUUUAACGAAAUAAUUGCUCCUGUAUUAGUCAAAAACUAUCGAUUGUCAUGCAUGAAACCAAAUGAGAUACGCUGCAGUUGUACUGUUUUAAAAUGUCUGCUCCCAGUAAAAUUUCACGGUCACACAUAUUUGUCUUUGUACCAGAUGAGACGUGAAAGAUGAAAACCGGUUUGUAAAAUAAUAAAUAUUGUAGAAAAUUACCUCAGGGUCGCGUGAUUUUUCUUUCACAAUGUAAAAGUAAUAAUAUUUGGCAUGGGAAGAUGUUGGGGAAGAUCAUGUACCGUUACUGUCUCCCGAAAGUGUGUGGAAAGUAACAUUUACUUGCAUGUGUAUUCGUCCAUCUUUGCAUUUUUUUGCUGUCAUCGCCAUGUGCAUCGUUUAAUGCCACAUAUACAAUACAAGGCGUUUCACAGGCUUGUGAUUGUAUAGGGGACUUAGCACGUAAAGUUGUGGUAAAGAACUCUUCUCAGGAGACGUACCGUUUGGAUAUAAAAUAAGGUAGAAAUUCUUCCAUUCCCUAUGUGGUACACAGCAAACCACUGCUUAACAGUAUUGGUUAAUGCAAACUUGGUUGCAAGUUUCGAUAUUAUGCUUACUACCUGAGCUCCCAUCUUACUCCUCUGUUACUCGCUCCUGUGAACGGGAACGCGUUAUGCAGAUCUCUCGCGUCCAUCUACAAAAGACAACCUGAAGAUGCCUAAAUAAGGUGAACGCGCCGUUGGAAAAAGAAAACCAAACUAAAACUGCAACCAAGGCUGUUUUUAACCAAUGCUAUAUAAAAUAAGUUUGAAGAUCAGAUCACUUUCAAAUCUCUCACUACACGGUACAGGCACAGAGCAGACAUUGAGCUCUGACCUUGUGUGUUCUACAGGAGCCCUUGGUAUGGGCAAUGUUUCGAGUACUCGUCAUCGGAUUCUCUUGACGCCCUCUUCAAACGCGAGAGUGCAGCGCGUCCGUCGAGCACUGCAGUCAGCAAUUAGUUGCGUUCUUCAAACUUACUUCAUAUCCGAAUGGUACACUUCCGGAUCAGUGUCCCUCAUACAAACUUAAUCUACUAAGUACCUUCCAUAACUCCUAGAAAUCUGUGAUGUGAAACACCCUGUGUAAGAAACAUUACUGGCAGGAAUCGCACCACUUUAAAUCCACCAAUGAUCGCGUCAGAUCCAACAUAACAUUAUUAACUGGUGGAUCACCAAGCUCUGAUAUACUAAAAGGACGAGAUAGGAACAGACCUUGUUAUGUUGUUGACUGUCGCACCCUCUUUAAAGGUAUUCGUUUACAUAGCAGAUUCGCAGGUACCUUACACGAGGAAAAGAAUCUACAGCAGUGCAGCAUCGCUCAAUUUGCUACCUCAGACGCUCGCAGCCAGUCUAUGUGGAAAGUUGUACUAACCAAACAGGUCGACGUUUGUCCACUCCGUCUUCAAAAUUCCCAUGUAAGUGACCUUAUCUCAUGUCUCUCCUUAAUCAGCUUGUGCUACACGCACGUAGAACUAAGAAAAGAAAUAUAAAUGCAACUAUACAGAGGAGGAAGUGACCAUCGUCCAGUGGUUACCCGCUGUUAAUAUUUCACAGCCACGCGCCCUGAUUCGAGAAAACAUGCGUGGUCUAUGUUUUCUCCAUCAACACAAGAGAGAAGAAAAAACGCCUUUUGUUCUCUCUCUGCAGUUUGUGAGACAAUUUACAAAAAUGAAUGGAAUUUAGUU